Molecule: messenger RNA, 2102 nt
Organism: Paramecium primaurelia
Lineage: Eukaryota; Ciliophora; Oligohymenophorea; Peniculida; Parameciidae
Source: the annotation of a GenBank genome assembly
AUGGAUUAAGGAGUUAGUCAUGGAUUUUCAUUAAGAAAGAUUUGUAAAUAGAGAUUAAAAGGAGUAUUUGUAUCUUUGAUUUAAACAAACCCAAAUGUUUAGAAUUAUUUUUUGAUUGUUGACUAAAAGACUGUAAAAGUUGUUUCUGCAUACAUGAAAUUAGCAGAGUAUUUUAUACUUUGAAUGUUUAGAUUAAUGGAAUUAGGAGUAAGUGCUGUUGAAAAAUUGGAGUUGGGUAGAAAACCUUUUCCAAAAUUACAUGCAAUUUAUUUUAUUUCCCCAACAUAAGAGUCAAUUCAAAGAGUAUUGGAUGAUUUUAAAGAUAAAAAAAAUCCUUAAUAUGGUGUUGUUCAUUUAUUUUUAUCAAAUGAAAUAGAUUAAGGAUUAAUGCAAAAAAUUGCUUAAUGUAUGGAAUACAUAUAUAAUUUUAUUAGGUAAUUAAUUAAUAACUAAAAUUGCCUCUUUCAAAAUAGUAAAUUUAGAUUUUGCUUGUACUUCAGAUUAAGUAUUCACUAUAGAAACACCAUAAAUAUUGACUUAAGCCUUUACUUAAUAAAGUAAUUUCAUUUUAUAAAAACAUAUUAGAUGUGUAAUAUUUAUUGAAAGAAGUAUCAUAUAAAUUGGCUACAUUAUUAAUAUCCUUUAAUAAAUUUUAUUCUUUUGAAUUUUUAUUUAAUCAAGCAGACAAUAAAUUAUCUGAAUAAGUAGCAAAAUUAACAGCUACAAGAUUACAAGAAUUAUUAGCUUCUUUUGUUAAGUAAAAAAAUGAUUAGUAUGAUAAUAUUGAAAAAGAAGCUGGAAAAAUUACUGUUAUGAUAAUUGAUAGAUCAUAUGAUGUAGCUACUCCAUUAUUACAUGAUUUUUAUUAUUAAUCUAUGAUUUAUGAUUUAUUAGAUAUAACAAAUGAUAUAUAUGAAAGUGAAAUUGAUGCAGGUGGUAAAUAAAUUAAAUAAAAAGUAAUAUUUAAUGAAAAUGAUGAUUUAUUUAAUAGAUAUAAGUAAAUAAAAUUUUUAUAUAUUAAAGAUAUAGACAUAUUAUACAAGUAUUAGAAGGUAUACCUGCUGAAUUUAGAGAAUUUGUUAAUAACAAUACAACUGCUAAAGUACAUUAAGGAUAAAUGAAUAAUUUAGAUUUGAAUUAGAUGUCUGAAAUAGUUAAGACAUUACCUUAAUAUAAUGAAUUGUUAGGCAAAUAUACCUUACACAUGGUAUAUAUAUAUAAAAAUUGAAUUAAGAAAUUAAUAGAAAAGAGUUGGUCAAUAUUUGAAAAUAAGGGUCUUAAAGAAAUAGGUGAGAUUGAAUAAUGUUUAAUUACUGGUAUUGAUGGAGCUGGUAAAAGUAUUUCAACCACUAAGAUUUAAAGUGCUGUUGCCACUAAAUUAAUGAGUGAAACAUUGGAUGACUAUGAUAAAUUAAGAUUAAUAUUAUUAAGUAAAUAUAAAUCAUAUAUUUGUAGCAUUUAUAGGUUUAGAAAUGUCAGAAAAAGAUAGAAAGAUAUUAACUGAUAAAAUUAAAGCUGAACAUUAAUAAGCAAUCUUAAAUCUAAUAUAUUUAGGUGUCAAUCCUUCAAAAGGAAGUCAAAAAAAAGUAUAUUUUAUAUUAUUAAUCUUUAGUCUAAAUCUUCUAAUAGAAUUAAUGAUGAUUUAAAAAAAUAAGCUAAACAUAAAUUGGCCAGUGCUUGUACUGAAUUAUCUAGAAAUACUCCUUUAAUUGAAACAUUAGUAGAAAGUUAUAUUGAAUCUAAUUACAAAAAACCUUAAAAAUUUGAUUCCUUUAUAAUAAAUGAAGAUGGUGUUGGAAGCAAAGGUGGAGGUAAAUCUAUUAGAAAAGGAGGAUAAUUAGCCAAAAUGAUAUAAAAUGAUAAUAGUGAUGAAACUAUUAAUUAUACUUAAAAAUUGGUAAAUUUAUGUUAUAUUAAAUAGAUUAUAUUCGUUAUUGGUGGUAUUAGUUAUUCAGAAAUAAGAAGUCUGUUAAGUAAUCAAAAAAUUGUUAGUUCAUAAAUUACUGUAAAAUAAUUCAUAUUUAUCAAAGUUGGUUGGCUCUACUAAUAUAGUGAAACCAAAAGACUUUUGUUAAGGAUUAUUAGAUAUGAAGACUAUUUGA